Hylaeus anthracinus is the source of this 1073-nucleotide messenger RNA. RefSeq names its product mitochondrial inner membrane protease subunit 1. Gene Ontology annotation, cellular component: membrane; mitochondrial inner membrane peptidase complex. The record is from RefSeq and is a predicted model, not a curated record. Gene Ontology annotation, molecular function: serine-type endopeptidase activity. NCBI's taxonomy places the organism in Eukaryota, Metazoa, Arthropoda, Insecta, Hymenoptera, Colletidae. Bases 521 to 958 code for a protein of 145 amino acids. The transcript is spliced from 3 exons.
AUGGCGCUACUGGUAUUAUAACCGUUUCAGUAUAAUUUAUAUAGCUUUUGGAUGCUGCCAAUCAACUGCAUUUUCUUGAAAUUCAAAAUAAUCAAAAUACAUUUACAUUUACAUUUGUUAGUCACUAAGAAAUUUACUUUUGUAAACUAUAAUCUUUAUCGCGUUAUAAGUAUUGCAUUGUUUACAUCGUGUAUCGAAAAUUUGUAAAGAUAGAAAUUUGUAUACAACUCAUUUUUGUGAUAUCAUUUGUAUCAUUCCAUGGUGCACUACACGAAAAAAUAUUCACUUGAAUAGCAUUUGCUAAGUAUCAAUACUAACAAAAACAUUUUGUGUAUCGGUGAUGUAAGAUUUGAUGUAUGUACAUAGCUUUUAAACACUUUGGUAUCCCACAGUGAACAGUUGUUAUGUAUUAAAAAAGCGUUUGUUACUUGUCGUUGAUAGCACCAUUAUUACAAAUGAUACAAAUUCGGUGUCUAACUAACCUCUGUUCCAUUUAGAGUAAUGUCAUCUGUGUCCACUGAUGACUAUGUCUACUAAAUUUUGUUAUAAGAUAUUGAACACAGUCGUGCAAUCUGCUUGUCUGAUACAUUGUAUUAACGAAUAUGUAGGAAAUAUUGUAGUGUGUGCUGGUCCGUCCAUGGAACCAACAUUGUACAGUAACGAUGUAUUAAUCACAGAGCGUGUAUCUGUGAGACUACAAAAAUUGAAAAAAGGUGACAUAAUUAUCUCUAAGUGUCCCUCUAAUCCAAAACAACACAUAUGCAAGAGGGUUGUAGGGUUACCAGGAGAUAAAGUACGACAUGGAGUCAUAGUUCCAAACGGACACGUUUGGUUGGAAGGUGAUAAUAGGAAUAACUCUACCGAUUCUCGUGUGUAUGGACCUGUUCCACAGGGUUUAUUACAAGGACGUGCAUUGUGCAAAGUAUUACCAUUAAGAGAUAUUACUUAUUUAGCUUAAUAAAUAUAUUAUUUAUAUCAUUUAUAAUUUUAUUUACAAUUAACCUGGUCAGAUAUAUUAUUUUUGUGAUGCCCAUAGGUAAAGUAUGAUAAUAAAAAUCUGUUUCAAGAUAUAA